GUGUACUUAGCUAUUGGUACAGGUGUUUGUGCAUUAUUUCAGGUGUCCUGUUGGAUGGUCACAGGCGAGAGGCAAGCUGCACGAAUUCGAGCUCUAUACCUGAAAACCAUUUUAAGACAAGACAUUUCAUUCUUUGACACAGAAACAACCACUGGAGAAGUCAUUGGGAGAAUGUCUGGGGAUACGAUUCUAAUCCAAGAUGCCAUGGGUGAAAAGGUUGGGAAGUUCAUACAACUCAUGUCCACUUUUGUUGGUGGAUUUGCAAUGGCUUUUACAAGAGGAUGGCGUCUUACAUUGGUAAUGCUCUCCUGCAUUCCUCCACUUGUGGUUUUUGGCAGUCUCACAGCAGUAUUCGUAUCAAAAAUGGCAAGCCGUGGACAAAUUGCAUAUGCUGAGGCGGGAAAUACUGUAGAACAAACAGUUGGAGCUAUUAGAACAGUUGCAUCCUUCACUGGAGAGAAGCAUGCCAUAAACAAAUAUAAUGUAGCAUUACAACGUGCAUACACCUUCAUGGUUCAGCAGGGUCUUAUCUCUGGCAUAGGAACUGGUGCUGUUAUAGUUGUCAUGUUCAGCAGCUAUGGUUUAGCCAUAUACUAUGGUGCAAAAUUGAUCAUUAACAAUGGCUACAAUGGUGGACAAAUCAUCAAUGUCAUCAUCGCACUCAUGACUGGAGGAAUGGCUUUGGGACAGGCAUCUCCAAGCAUGGAUGCCUUUGCAGCAGGGGGAGCUGCAGCAUAUAAAAUGUUUAAGACCAUCAAACGGAAGCCACUGAUUGACAUCGAUGACACAAGUGGGCUAAUACUGGAAGACAUUAAGGGAGAUGUGGAACUAAAAAAUGUGUAUUUCAGAUACCCAGCAAGGCCUGAGGUACAAAUAUUUUCUGAUUUCUCACUGCGUGUUGCGAGUGGAUCCACGGCAGCUUUAGUUGGGCAUAGUGGAAGUGGGAAGUCGACAGUGAUCGGCUUGGUGGAAAGAUUCUAUGAUCCCGAAGCUGGUGAAGUUCUUAUAGAUGGUGUCAACUUGAAGAAACUGCAGCUCAAAUGGAUAAGGGAGAAGAUUGGAAUUGUUGGACAGGAACCCGUCAUGUUUACAACAACUAUAAAAGGGAACAUAGCUUAUGGGAAGGAAAAUGCAACAGAUGAUGAAAUCAGGACAGCGAUUGAGCUUGCUAAUGCCGCAAAGUUCAUUGACAAGCUGCCCUUGGGGGUUGACACCAUGGUGGGUGAGCACGGAACACAAAUCUCUGGUGGACAGAAACAGAGAAUUGCAAUUGCAAGGGCCAUCUUGAAGAACCCAAAGAUCCUACUUCUUGAUGAGGCAACAAGUGCAUUAGAUGCUGAAUCAGAACGAAUAGUUCAGGAUGCAUUAGUAAGAGUCAUGAAAAAUCGAACAACUAUUGUUGUUGCCCAUCGUCUAACAACAAUAAGGAAUGCAGAUGUCAUAGCAGUGGUUCACAUGGGAAAAAUUGUGGAGCAAGGCACACAUGCUGAGUUGACCAAGGAUCCAGAAGGAGCCUAUUCUCAGCUCAUUCGUUUGCAAGAAGGGGCCCAUCAAGCUGAUGAAGUACCUAGUGGAGACCCAGAUGAGGUAGAGAUCGUUGAUGAUGAUUUGACACUGAACAAAUCCAGUAGCCAGAAAUCAUCUGGAAAUAAGAGAUCCUUCAGCAGAGGUUCUUCAGGCGGAAGGCAAUUGUCACAUACAUUUGGCUCCUAUGAAAUUGAAGUAAAAGAUGAAGAAGAGAUGAAACCUCGAAACGUUUCAAUCAAACGGCUAGCUUGCCUUAACAAGCCAGAGGUGCCAGUUAUGCUUCUAGGAGCUAUUGCUGCAGCCAUAUCUGGUGUGGUCGCACCUAUCUUUGGGCUAUUGCUAUCAUCUGCCAUCAAAACUCUCUAUGAGCCUAAAGAUCAACUCAAAAAAGAUUCAGGCAUUUGGGCAAUUAGGUUUGUGGUGCUGGGCUGCGUUUCCUUGGUUUGUUCACCUGUGCAACGAUACUUAUUUGGAGUAGCUGGUGGCAAACUGAUUCUAAGAAUUCGAUCCAUGUCAUUUGAAAAAGUGGUGCACCAAGAAAUUAGUUGGUUUGAUGACCCUUCACAUUCAAGUGGUGCUAUUGGGGCAAGACUAUCUGCAGAUGCCGCAAACGUGCGUGGUCUUGUGGGUGAUAGCUUGGCAUUAGCGGCUCAGAACAUUGCAGCAGUAAUAGCGGGGCUUACAAUAGCAUUCUCAGCUAAUUGGAUACUGACAAUCGUUAUUCUAGUUUUGUUACCUAUUGUAGGUUUGCAGGGGUAUGUUCAGACGAAGUUUCUGCAAGGAUUCAGCGCAGAUGCCAAGGUCAUGUACGAAGAAGCAAGCCAAGUUGCAAAUGAUGCCGUAGGUGGCAUCCGAACUGUUGCGUCCUUUUGUGCAGAAGAAAAAGUAAUGGACCUUUACAAGCACAAAUGCGACGCCCCAUUGAAGCAAGGAGUCCGGCUAGGGAUCGUAAGUGGUUCAAGCUUUGGUUUCUCCAUAUUUGCACUCUACUGCACCAAUGCCCUUUGUUUCUAUGUCGGAGCUCAACUGAUUCAACAUGGAAAAGCAACAUUUGUAGAAGUUUUCAAGGUUUUCUUUACUUUGAUAAUUACUGCAACGGGAAUUUCACAAAGCAGUGCAUUGGGUCCAGAUACCAACAAAGCUAAGGAUUCUGCAGCUUCAAUUUUUGACAUACUUGAUAGUAAACCCAAGAUUGAUUCAAGUAAUGAUGUAGGUAUUACCCUACCUAAUGUCAGAGGAGACAUCGAGUUGCAACAUGUUAGCUUCAAAUACUCCAUGCGCCCUGACGUGCAAAUCUUCAAGGACUUAUGUUUGAGCAUCCCCUCUGGAAUGACUGUUGCUUUAGUUGGAGAAAGUGGUAGUGGAAAAUCAACUGUUAUAAGCCUAUUAGAAAGGUUUUAUGAUCCAGAUUCUGGGAAUAUAACAUUGGAUGGGUUGGAAAUUCGCAAGCUCAAACUAAGUUGGCUAAGGCAACAGAUGGGUUUGGUAAGCCAAGAGCCUAUAUUAUUCAAUGAAACAAUCCGUAAUAACAUUGCUUAUGGAAAACAAGGAGGUGCAUCUGAAGAUGAGAUAAUUGAAGCUGCAAAAGCAUCCAAUGCACACAACUUCAUAUCAGGCUUGCCACAUAGCUAUGACACACAUGUGGGAGAAAGGGGAGUGCAAAUGUCAGGUGGGCAGAAGCAACGGAUAGCCAUUGCAAGAGCAAUGCUGAAGGACCCAAAAAUCCUUCUACUUGAUGAGGCAACAAGUGCAUUAGAUGCAGAAUCAGAGCGUAUAGUUCAAGAUGCACUGGACAACGUUAUGGUGAACAGGACGACUGUGGUAGUUGCUCAUCGCCUCUCCACAAUCAAAGGGGCUGAUAUCAUCGCUGUGGUAAAGAAUGGUGUCAUUGUUGAGAAGGGAAGGCAUGAGGUGCUAAUGAAGAUAAAGGAUGGAGCCUAUGCUUCUCUAGUAGCACUGCACAUGAGUUCUACCUAAGAAAACCAUAUGUAGAGGAAAAAAAGUCCAGCAUAUAGCUAUGGUUUUCUUUGGUAUAAUUUCUAUUUAAAUUUAUGACCUAUUUAUGAUAAAGCAUUU
Molecule: messenger RNA, 3603 nt
Organism: Telopea speciosissima
Lineage: Eukaryota; Viridiplantae; Streptophyta; Magnoliopsida; Proteales; Proteaceae
Product: ABC transporter B family member 9-like
Exons: 11
Coding region: 55-3504 (1149 amino acids)
Biological process (GO): transmembrane transport
Cellular component (GO): membrane
Molecular function (GO): ATP binding; ABC-type transporter activity; ATP hydrolysis activity
Source: RefSeq, a predicted model, not a curated record